Molecule: messenger RNA, 699 nt
Organism: Aethina tumida (small hive beetle)
Lineage: Eukaryota; Metazoa; Arthropoda; Insecta; Coleoptera; Nitidulidae
Product: reelin domain-containing protein 1
Exons: 3
Coding region: 93-578 (161 amino acids)
Molecular function (GO): oxidoreductase activity, acting on metal ions
Source: RefSeq, a predicted model, not a curated record
GCCUACAUUUCCUGUUUAAAAAUCGCAAUUCUUAAAAUUAGUUAUCACGCAACAUCGGCGGAGUGCAAUUCUGAUCUUCAAUCGCUUAAAAAAUGUGGUACAAGUGUGCCGUUUGUUGUGUGCUCUUCGGCUUAAUUUGGGGUACAGCAGGAUUUCCGGAUGGUGCACCAGUCGAUGCCUGUGUUAAGCCGAGACCCAAUCAACCGUACCACGGUCAAUCGAGACCGCAGCCACCGGAAACUAAUCCGUUUCAAGUUAUUCAAUCUCAAGCUGAAUAUGGUCCGGGAACGCAGAUUUCUGUAACCAUUCAGGGCCAGGACACAUUUAAAGGAUUUUUCAUCCAAGCCAGAGAUGUCGCCACCAACGAAUGGAUAGGGGAAUGGGUGGAAACUCCAAACACCAAAAUCCAUCCAGAAUGUAGCGCCAUCACACAUGGGGAUCCGAAACCAAAAGCCCAGGCUGUUUUGCUCUGGCAAGCACCUCGUAAUGUCCCUCAUGGACAAGUAUACUUUACGGGUACCGUCUUGAAGGAAUAUACACAGUUCUGGUCGAACAUUAACUCUGUCGUUGGUCAAUAAAUUAUUUUAGCUUAGUUAAAUAUAUACGUAUAUUUUAAUGUAUUACUUGUUACCAUUUAAUUUGUAAGAAAGAAAAUUGUAAAUAUAUUAUAAUGUGAGUAAUAAAUAAAUGUGUAUUUCA